Messenger RNA from Coccidioides posadasii C735 delta SOWgp, 931 nucleotides. RefSeq names its product ubiquitinyl hydrolase 1 (gene YUH1). Gene Ontology annotation, molecular function: cysteine-type deubiquitinase activity. The record is from RefSeq and is a predicted model, not a curated record. Gene Ontology annotation, biological process: protein deubiquitination; ubiquitin-dependent protein catabolic process. Gene Ontology annotation, cellular component: cytoplasm. Lineage: Eukaryota; Fungi; Ascomycota; Eurotiomycetes; Onygenales; Onygenaceae.
AAACCCUAGAGGAAGGUCUAGCGUGGCAGAUAAUCUAUAGAAUCUUUGAUUGUUAUUCCUACAAAAAUGGCAGACAAUCCAGACUCUACAAAAGCAUUCGUACCCCUCGAAAACAACCCGGAGGUGAUGUCCCACCUCGUCCACCAACUCGGUCUCUCCCCCGCUCUCGGUUUCGCCGACGUUUUUAGCAUCGACGACCCAGAGCUUAUCGCUUUCGUCCCCCGUCCCUCCCACGCGCUACUCCUCGUCUUCCCCAUCUCUCCCGCCUAUGAAUCCGCGCGCAUAGCCGAAGACUCCUCCAAAUCCGAAUAUACUGGCUCGGGCCCCAACGAACCCGUGACGUGGUUCAAACAAACUAUCCGCAACGCAUGCGGUCUCAUCGGCCUCCUGCAUGCAGUCUCCAACGGCGAACCGCGAAAAAACGUCACCCAGGGAUCUGAUCUUGAAACGCUCCUGCGCGAUGCAGAGCCGUUGGAUCCGAUCAAGAGGGCAGAUUUGUUGUAUGAGAGCUCUGCGUUGGAGAGUGCGCAUGCGGAUGCUGCGAGGAGGGGGGAUACGGAGGCCCCACAGGCGGAUGCGAAUGUGGAUUUACACUUUGUGUGUUUUGUAAAAGGUGAUGACGGUCGAUUGUGGGAGUUGGAUGGGCGGAGAAAAGGUCCGUUGGAUAGGGGAAUGUUAGAGGAGGGAGAGGACAUGUUGAGUGAGAAGGCCUUGAAAGCUGGGGUGAGAAAGUUUUUGGAGUCGGAGGCGGCUGGUGGUGCGGGUGAUUUGAGGUUCAGUCUUGUCAGUCUGGGACCGGCAUUUGACUAAUUGUGUGCUUUGCAAAUACUAUGGUUUUGAUUAACCACCCUGGUCCUAUUUGGCUCUGGGAAUGAUGCGGAUAAGCUAUGUAUUAUCAAAAGGAUUAGUUAUACCACGUACUAUUACGGGG